AUCAUUACGAGUACCCGUAGUGCACGUGACAAUCAGCUGACUGAAGUUUGAGGAAGGAAAAGCUAAACAAAAACACAUACAAAACGCUCGAACCCAUAGAAUUAUAACUAGUUUAGUAAGCAUGGAGGCGACGCUUGAACAGCAUCUUGAUGAGACUAUGAAGCAUCCAGCGAUCGUGGGUGUGCUGGUUACAGAUCAACAAGGACACAACUUGGGCUGUCGUGGAUCCUUGUCUGACGAACACGGGGGUGUGGUAUCAGUACUGGCCAAACAGGCGGCAGGCCUUAGCAAAGACCCGACGGAUAGCCCCACUGUGUGCCUGGAGUCAGAUACAGGGAACGUUCUGGUUAGGACACACGGGAGCAUCACCGUGGCAGUGCACAAAAUGGCGUGCUAAAGAUGCCCCGUUUCCUGUACAGUGAUUUAUACGAACAUGCAGUCAUGAGCUUAUAAAUGAUACCUUUGUAUUCUUUUCCUUGUAUAAAACCUUUUAAAAUGUGUAGUAUUGUUAUUAUGGUUGUUUUUCACGCCACACAUAAACAAAGUAUGCAUCAUGUGUUCACAUUUAGAAUUAAAAGAAUCUGCAUACAUCUUUCAUAGUAAGUGUCCUAAAAUAAUGCAAGCUUCACCUGUGUCCCAAAUGCUGUAUAUUAUACAUUAAAAUACUUCAACCUUUUUUAAAUAGAUUGGUUUUCAACACUUAUUAUUAAGGACAUAUUUCUUUCAUAUCCUGCCUGUAUUUCCUAAGGACAUUGACCUAGUAUACAGUAAGUAUGCAAAAGUACCAUUUUGCAUAACCAAAUCUAUUCUUAACUUGCAACUAAUCAUCUUGUUCAUAUCUUUACACAUUUUUACUGAGUCAACAUCCUGCUACUACUAGUACUAAACGACUACUUCUACUACUGUCCUUGUUUAAAAUUGUUAAAAAAAUCAGGUAAACACGUAUUGAGGUCACCAUUUUAUGUACACCUUCAAUGGUUGUCCAUAAAUUUGAAAUCACAAUAAAUCCAUAACCUCUACAGACCAUAGUUAUUCUCAAACUAUAAACAAGUGUGGAAUGACAAGGUGGAGCUGAUGUCUGGUUCGGAUGGCGAAGCACCUUGGGAUGUUUUUUUUCUACUGCACCUACCUCUGAUGGCCUGGGCCAGAAACAUACAUCAACAUGUCUAUUCGGUAGUCUUGAGUAUAUUUGCUGCCCAUAAAGGGUAUUCUCUGAGAGAUAAGUAGUACUUUAUACGUUGAUAAAAAAACUGCGUGGAGCGAUGUCCUUUGCCGGAACGUAAUUGUAAUCUACGAACAUAUCAGGAACGAGUGUGAACACAGGUUAUUCGGUUCCCAGGACUAGUUCAAGAGUUUUAGAGAGAAUAGAAGAAGCUUUGGGCAGCCUUGCCCUUCAAUUGUUCAUUAUAUUCACCUUUGUCCACCAAAACAAAUAUUAAACCUAGGCAAGGCAAGGCAAGCCCAGUUUAUUUAUACAAAA
Messenger RNA from Gadus chalcogrammus (walleye pollock), 1480 nucleotides. RefSeq names its product late endosomal/lysosomal adaptor, MAPK and MTOR activator 5 (gene lamtor5). The transcript is spliced from 4 exons. Gene Ontology annotation, molecular function: guanyl-nucleotide exchange factor activity. The record is from RefSeq and is a predicted model, not a curated record. Gene Ontology annotation, cellular component: cytoplasm; Ragulator complex; lysosome. NCBI's taxonomy places the organism in Eukaryota, Metazoa, Chordata, Actinopteri, Gadiformes, Gadidae. Bases 122 to 397 code for a protein of 91 amino acids. Gene Ontology annotation, biological process: positive regulation of TORC1 signaling; cellular response to amino acid stimulus.